Molecule: messenger RNA, 441 nt
Organism: Rangifer tarandus platyrhynchus (Svalbard reindeer)
Lineage: Eukaryota; Metazoa; Chordata; Mammalia; Artiodactyla; Cervidae
Source: the annotation of a GenBank genome assembly
AUGGUGGCUGAGGCCAGGCAGGAGGAGCAGCUGGGGGGACACAGCCUGGAUGCGGCAGGCUUCCUCCAAGAGAAAGGCCCUGGCCACCUUGAUGGGGGAGGCCUCCUGUGUGUCCUCAGGCUCUGCCCACGUGGCCCUUCCCUGGACCUGGAAGACAGCUGCACAGUAGCUGAGUGUUCAGGCCUCAAGGAGGCAGAGGGCUGGAGUCCAGCUCUGACUCACCCACCGUGUGCCCUGGACAUGAUCUCGAGUACUGGGCUCGUCUGUCCCCUCAGCAGUGAAGCCGGGGCAGGAAAGGGUCCCGUGAGGGACCUGUUCGCAAGCCCUGAGACUCUUCCUCAGGCGGCUCCCCAGGUGCCCCAUCACCUGGCCCCUCAGGCCCUGAGAAGAGGCAGAGGCACUGCCGCCACUGCUGUGCUCACUGCCCCUGACGCCGCGUGA